Molecule: messenger RNA, 1226 nt
Organism: Impatiens glandulifera
Lineage: Eukaryota; Viridiplantae; Streptophyta; Magnoliopsida; Ericales; Balsaminaceae
Product: transcription factor MYB73-like
Exons: 1
Coding region: 53-958 (301 amino acids)
Biological process (GO): regulation of DNA-templated transcription
Cellular component (GO): nucleus
Molecular function (GO): RNA polymerase II cis-regulatory region sequence-specific DNA binding; DNA-binding transcription factor activity, RNA polymerase II-specific
Source: RefSeq, a predicted model, not a curated record
ACCGUCUCUCUCUCUCUCUCUUUUCUUCUGAGCUCGCUCAAAUAUCUCAUCAAUGGCGAAUAUGAAUAUGAAGACUGAUUUUGAUCGGAUCAAAGGUCCAUGGAGUCCUGAAGAAGACGAUAUGUUACAGAGGCUUGUUCAGAAACAUGGACCGAGGAAUUGGUCACUUAUUAGCAAAUCUAUAUCAGGUAGAUCUGGUAAAUCUUGUAGGUUACGAUGGUGUAAUCAGCUUUCUCCUCAAGUUGAACAUCGUGCUUUUACUCUUGAUGAAGAUGAGAUUAUUAUACGUGCGCAUGCUAGGUUUGGUAAUAAAUGGGCUACAAUCGCCAGAUUAUUGUCUGGAAGGACUGAUAACGCGAUUAAGAAUCAUUGGAACUCUACCUUGAAGAGGAAGAGUUCUUCAUUUGAAAACGCUGAUAAUGGAGAUGACGAUUACUUGACUCCAAAUCCACAGCCGCUUAAGAGAUCCGUUAGCGCCGGCUCGGCUUUUUACUUGAAUCCGAGUAGUCCAUCUGGAUCUGAUGUUAGCGAUUCUAGUCUACAGCUUUCAUCUUCUUCUCAUGUUUAUCGUCCUAUCGCCAGAUCUGUCUGCGUUUUGCCGUCUUCUCCUCCUCAACCGCCGGCGCCGAUGAUUGAUCCUCCAACCUCUUUAUGUUUAUCGCUUCCAGGUACUGAUAUCCGUGAGGAAGAGGCGAAGCCGAUUCAGUUGGUUCCGGUGCCUGCGCCGGCGCCGGAAACCAGGUUGGAUCUGGGAACACCGGUGGAGAAAGCGUUCAUGCCGUUUAAUGCUGAGUUUCUGGCGGUGAUUCAGGAUAUGAUAAAGAAGGAGGUUAGGAGCUAUAUGGCUGAACAUGGAGGAGGAACUGGAACUGGAGGUGUGAUGUGUGUGCAGCAGGCGGUGGCGGAGAGGUUCAUGAAUUCGGCUGUGAAACGAAUUGGAGUGAAUCGGAUCGAGUAAUGGAUGAAAAACAAGGAUCUUUGAUCUAUAAAGAAGCUCAUAUCCCUAUCUUUGAGCAGUUAAAUCCGCCGGAGAAGAAAGAUGCAGGCAUUGUACAAACAGAGAAGAAAUCAACGGCAUAGUUGCCGCCGGCCGGUUCAGGGGAAAUCGUAGCUUUUUUUUUUUUUUUUUUUAUAAAAAAAAUAAAAAAAAUUAUCAGAUAGAAAAAACAUCGAGAAACAAAAUACUAGUUGUCUCUUUUAAAACUGGAGAAAAAUAAUUUACUCCU